AUGCCGCCUCACUUCGUACAAUCACUUCGCUUCGUACAGUCACCUCCCGUCGCGCAGUCGCCUCGUUGUUCCUCUUCCCUUCCUCUCUCGGUUGCCUCUGUGGUGCCUCCUUCUUGGUCUCCUCGCUCUGCGCCUCUCUUCUGUUCUCCAGACGGCCUGUGGCUGUGGUUUUCCUCGCUCCCUGCACCGGCACGCGCUGCGGGUUUUUCGGUCUUUCUCGCUUCGCUCUCGGCCUGCUGCCUGACUCUGCUCGCAGUUCUCUGCGGAGCGUCUUUGCCGCGGCCGUCGCGCCUGCAGCGGCAGUCUCCGCCGAGGCCUGUCGCGGGCGCUUCCCUUCUCCUCCUUCUCGCGGGCGUCUCGCUGCUUCUCAGUCUGCCUGCGCGAGCUCUCUCUUCGUCGCGGCGGCCGUCCGCCUUCCUUUCUUCCUGUUCUGUUGCUCCUCCUCUCAGUCCUCGAGAGACUGGCGAGUUCGGUCGUCGCGCCUCCUCUCCCGCCGUUCUCAGGUUCUCUGAGUCCGCGCGUCGGCCGUCUCUCGCCGGGGCCUCCCCGGGGGCGGGCGCCUCGCAGCUGCCGUUGCGAUUGACGUCGCGAUUGCCGCCGCGAUUGCGACACACCUCCGCUCUCGCGUCCUUUCUCUCUUCCGCUCGCCCGCAGGACCACUUCGCCUCUGCAGCCGCGCGGCUGUCGCGCGCGUCUGCGUCUUCAAGCCCUUUUGCAUCUGUCCCCUCAUCUUCUCCGUCUCCUUCUCCCUCUCCUCGGUGCAGCUCUGCGGCGUCUUCGCGGUGUCCGGGCGCGCAUUCGUCGUCGUCGCUGUCUUUCCUCCCUGAGCAGCCUGCGGAUCGGGAAGAGGCGGCGGACGCGCUGGCGGGUCAGCUGCCGGAGUUCUCGUUCGACUUCUUCGAAGAGACUCCGGAGCCGCCGCCGCUUGCAUCGCACGGCCCCGAGGACUCGCCGACGAUUCACGUGCCUGGCGUCUGGUACCUUUACCUGCCCAGGUGGCUGUACGCCUCCUCAGAGACACACGCGGACGCGCUCCGCGGCGCGGAGCUGAAGCAGGGGGGCGGACGCCGCGCGGGGGCCGCGAAAGGCAAGGAGAAACGCAGAAAAGCGAGCGCGGAGAAAGCCGGCGACCCGAGCAGCAGCCUCCACCGCCCGGCAGGCUGUAUGUACACGCCAGAUCCAGACGGAAUCUGCGGCCGCAAAGGAGGCUACGACGGCCCCGAGGCGGCGUUCUUCUUCGAAGACCACACUGCGGUCAUUCCUUCUCUGUCCGCGAGAGGCAACUGGGCGCUCGUCGACCCUCCCAAGUCGUCUCCUCUCCUCAACAAAGAGCUGCGGCUGUGCAUCUUCAGCGGCCAGGUGCCUCAGGAGCGCCUCCUGCUUCGCGGCCUCUUCGCCUUCGCCCCGCGCCCGACGAUCUCCCUCUGGGACGAACGAGUGCAGCUGCAUGCGGCACAGCUUGGCGGCUCUGUCUUCGUUCAGCGCAACGCCCAGAGUGCAGCUUCGGGGUCUGCGACGGGCCUCCCAUUGAACGUUCAAGUGUGCGACAACGCGGGCAACGUGGUUCUUGGGGCGGAGGAGCCAGAGGCUGUCGACGAGGAGAAGAAGCACGAAAAAGACGACGCCUCAGCGGCUGCUACCUUCCAGGCUGCAGGCGACUUCACCGCGUACAGACUCCUCGGCGAAGACGAGAAUUACUUCAACGUUCAUCAUCACUUCAUUCGCUACGGACCGAAGCGCCUGUACCGCCUCUUGGAGCCCGACGCCCCCGAGCUGGGCCCUCGCGCGAACGCGGUCGUGGAGACACUUUUGGCGCCCAAGAGCCCCGUCGCUCUGCACCCCUCGGCCGCACCGAUACAGUCCACGAGCCCGUCGCGGAAGGGGAGUGGCAAGGGCGCGGUGAAGGACGACGACAAAAGAAACGCGACACACGGCAAAGAUGCAGAUGAAGAAACUCAGGAGCUGCGACUGCGGCUCGAAGCCGUGCUCCGCGAGUUCGCUCGCGAGCCUCCAGAGGAGGUCAUUUGGCCCGUCCCCCGUCUGCCGAAGCGCUCGGCGCUUGAAGAGGAUGAAGAAGCUGAAGAAUAG
Messenger RNA from Besnoitia besnoiti, 2088 nucleotides. RefSeq lists its product as uncharacterized. NCBI's taxonomy places the organism in Eukaryota, Apicomplexa, Conoidasida, Eucoccidiorida, Sarcocystidae. The transcript is spliced from 7 exons. The record is from RefSeq and is a predicted model, not a curated record. Bases 1 to 2088 code for a protein of 695 amino acids.